Molecule: messenger RNA, 1002 nt
Organism: Galendromus occidentalis (western predatory mite)
Lineage: Eukaryota; Metazoa; Arthropoda; Arachnida; Mesostigmata; Phytoseiidae
Product: transmembrane protein 68-like
Exons: 8
Coding region: 1-1002 (333 amino acids)
Cellular component (GO): membrane
Molecular function (GO): acyltransferase activity
Source: RefSeq, a predicted model, not a curated record
AUGACUGGACUUCGUGGGCACGAGAGACUCAUGUCACGGAUGAAAACCACUUCCGGCGAUGUCGGGGCCAUUCUCAUGGACACCAAGGGGUCUCUCGAUUUGGGAUACACCGUGGAAGACUGCGCGACUGUCUUCGCGAUGUCGAAAACGGCGUGCUCGGUGCUGGAGUGCAAUUCUCUUCAGAUGUACACGAGUUUAUUGCCGUAUCUCUUCGCUCCUAUUGCUGUUCUGUGCGCUCUGCCGUGCGAAUUUUUCUACGUCUUGGGUCUUCACGAUAGGGUUGAAAAAAUUCUUCCUCCGAUUUUCAAACGAUGGUUGUGGAUUCCUUAUAUGCGGAUCAUGCACGGGUACGAGGUUGAAGGGCUGCGGAACUUACCCCCCGAAGGAGAGGGAGCUCUGAUAGUAUACUACCACGGGGUUCACGCACUCGAUAUGAUUUUUGUGACCGGUGUGAUCUACGAGAAGCUGCAGCGCCGAGUUGGAGGAAUUGCUCACCGGGGCCUCUUCAGCGUUCCGUUGCUCAGGAGUAUCCUGACUAUGUACGGCUUCAGCGCCGACGGUCGACAAAAAAUGAUAUCAGACCUGAGAGAAGGUGCUCUGAAAAGCGUAGCUCCCGGGGGAACAUAUGAAGCUAUGUUCAGCGAAAACUACAGUGUGGAGUUCGGAAACCGGUGUGGUUUCGCCUCUGUGGCUAAAGAAGCAGGGGUACCAAUUGUGCCAAUGUUCACAGAGAACCUGAGAGAAUGCCACCGCCAACAUUUUUUCGGCUGCAAAGACUUCUUCAUCUCGAUCUAUGACCGAUAUAAGAUGCCUUGGUUAUGGUCUUGUGGUGGGCUACCGGUGAAAUUGCGGACUCACCUGGGGAAACCUUUGUACUGCGGCGAAGCCGAGUCUGCGGAGGAAUUCGCAAGACGAGUGAGAGAAGCUAUUGAAGGCCUGCGGGACGCCAACCAGAAAAUGGAUAAUUCCAUGGUCCGAGCUCUGGUGGAGAGGUUUGCAUGA